AUGAUUUUCCUUCUCUCUUUCUCUCAUGCUUCCUUUUCUCUUUUAAUCCUGAUCCUUCAUAUACUUUCUUUCAUAGUUUUUCUCUGGCUCAUUCGUCUUUUCUCUCAUUUUAUCCUACAAAAUACGUUCUUCUUCUCUUUAUCCUCCCCAACGCUUUCCUUUCCUUUCCUGCCCCCCACUUCUUUCCUUCCUACCUUCCUUCCUUUCUUCCUUCCUUGCUUCCUUCCUUCCUUCGCUUUCCUUUCCUUGCCUGCCUCCAUCCCUCUCUCCGUCACUCCUCCUUCCUUCAUUCCUCUUUUCCUUCGCUUUCCUUUCCCGCCUCCCCUUCCUUCCUUCCUUCCUUCCUUCCUUCCUUCCUUCCUUCCUUCGCUUUCCUUCCUUCCCUUCUUUCGCUUCCUUACUUCCUUCCUUAGCUUUUCUUUCCUUUUCUGCCUCCAUCAACGUUCCUUCCUUCCUUCCUUCGUUUUUUCGUUCCUGCUUUCUUUCUUUCCGUAUUUCUUUCUUGUUUCUUAUCUUCAUUCGUACAUCAUUCCAUAUUAUCUUCAUCCUUCAUUCCUUCCUUCCUUCAUUCGUUCCUUAGUUCAUUCAUUCUUUCAUUCCAUCCUUUACACCUCUUUUCUAACAUUCUUUUCUGCUUUCAUUCCUUCUUUAAUUCAUUUCUUCUUCCUACUUUUCUUCCUCACUGUACUUUCCUUCGUUCUAUCAUUCCUUCUUUUCCCCUUACUUUUUUCCUUCUUUCCUUUCCUCUUUUCUUCCUCGUUUUAUUCUUUUCUUUCUUCCUUGCGUUCCUUCCUUCUUUCCAUCAUUCCUUUCGUACUUCUUUCCUUCCUUCCUCUACUUUCUCCUUCUGCCCUCUUUAUUCUUUUGAAUUAUAUUGUCAUCCUUCUUGCUUUAAUCUUCGAUUUUUCUUGUCCUACUAGAUUAUACCUUUGCCACUCGUCUUUCUUCUUCUUCUUUCACUCUUUCUCUUGGUUCUACUUAAGCUUUUGGGCCCCAAAUAUUUCUUCUCAUUUAUUUUUCUCCUAUUUCUCUUUUCGAUUUCCUUAUUUCCAAUACUAUCCUUUUCUAAUACGUCGAUUUCUUCCUUACACAUUUUUUUCUUAA
Molecule: messenger RNA, 1104 nt
Organism: Acanthosepion pharaonis
Lineage: Eukaryota; Metazoa; Mollusca; Cephalopoda; Sepiida; Sepiidae
Source: the annotation of a GenBank genome assembly